Molecule: messenger RNA, 1199 nt
Organism: Pseudo-nitzschia multistriata
Lineage: Eukaryota; Bacillariophyta; Bacillariophyceae; Bacillariales; Bacillariaceae
Source: the annotation of a GenBank genome assembly
GUCUAGAGGUAUUUCUACAACUACGGCACCAACUUCUUCACUCGUUAGCGCAAGAACGGACGGAUUGAUUGCCCUGUGUCAGCCUCGCAACAGCCGGAAUCGAACAUGACGUCGUCUUCGCCCUUGGAGCCCAAGUCACUGACCAAACUGGAAUUCGAGGACGACGAGCAAAUCCUCAACUACCACGAUGCCCUGAUUUACGGAUCGGAUCUGAGACUCUUCGAGACACGAACCGAAUGGCUGAACGACUCGUGCAUCCAUUUCGUCUUUUGUCUCCUGCAGCAGGAACGACAAGAAAAACGAGGUAACCCACCGUCGCCCUCGUUUUUGUUCAUGGAUCCAUCCGUCGUUUCCUUCUGGAUGCACCAAUGCGUCGACCCCGACGAGAUCGAAGACUUUGUUGCGAACACCAAUUUUCCCGGCCGCGUGCCAGGAACCCAAACGAACAACGAUAGCAGCGAGAGCGGAGGACUGAUCUUUGUUGCGGUCAACGAUACCAUGUCGACUUCUUCUUGCCAUAGCAGUGCCAACUCUUGGAGAACUCCCAACAGCGGCAGCCACUGGUCCCUGCUCGUUGCAGAGGUUUUUGUAGGCGAUGGGUUGAGGGAACACGACUGCAGCAACUCCAAAGAUUCGACAGACAAUCGCUCGGAUGGAGUGAGCGCAUCCACAGCUGCAACCUCCACAAUAGAACUCUCGUUUUGGCAUUUCGAUUCGAUCCGCAACAGCGGAAACAUGCAAGCCGCGGAAGACAUUGCACGAAAGAUGCGAAUGAACGUCUAUCCAGGCGCCAGGGUCGUCACGGAACAACGAACGCGAACGCAAAAUCCCACCGGUAGCCCCGCCGACGCCACCGGCGCACAACUGGUCCGUGCCGCGGAAACGCCCCAGCAACAAAAUGGAUACGAUUGCGGCGUGCAUGUCUUGGGAUCGGCGAGGAUCGUUGCGGCCCGCUAUCACGGUCGGUGCCACUCCGCAUCGCCGGAAACAAAGACGCCGGUCGGUCUUAGCAAGAAGCAAAGACCCAGCACGACAAGGUGUACCCUGGAAGAACUGGAAGAUUUCCUGCGGGAGGAAAUUGGGAAAAAGAACAAUUCGCAGGAAUUUUGUGCCAAGCUCCGAGCCGAGACUUCCUUCGAGAUUCGCAAAAUCGCUUUCACGAGAAAAGAAAGGUGACCAACUAAAUUGAUCACAGAGAU